UCGGUGACUUCAGAUCCAAUCAACGGCCCCACGUUCAUCUCUUUCUCUCUCUCUCUGAACAUUCAAACAACAAAUAUAGAAAGAAGUAGCCAGCAGCAAGAGACGAGAGGAACAUCAAAACUGAAACGUGCCUCCAUUUCUAUACCCAAAUCUUUUAGUACACAAAGGAUACAAGCCCUCUUAAAUGCCAAAGGUUUAUGCUUUGAUUGGCAGAGAAGAGAGAAAUUUGAAGUAAUUAGGUAACAAGAAGAGAUAAUUUUUUUCCUUGUUAUGGUGGGGGCGAUGGCAAACAAUGGAAGAAUCCGGUCAGCUUUUCCGGUGGCUAAUGGGUCAAAAGAUCUGACUUCGAACAGUGCUCCGGCGAGCACGGCGGGAUCUGAAUAUGGUCCAGUUGAGUUCACAAGAGAAGACGUUGAAGCUCUUCUUAAUGAGCGAAUCAAGUACAAGAGCAAGUUCAACUACAAGGAAAGAUGCGAGAAUAUGAUGGAUUAUAUAAAAAGACUUAGACUUUGCAUUAGAUGGUUUCAAGAACUUGAGUUGGAUUACGCUUUUGAGCAAGAGAAGUUGAAGAACGCUUUGGAAUUGAAUGAGAAGCAUUGUGCUGAUAUGGAGGUUAGUUUGAAAAACAAGGAAGAGGAGCUGAAUAUGAUAAUUGAGGAGCUGAGGAAGAAUUUUGAAUCUGUUCAAAUUCAACUUGCCAAGGAACAAACGGAGAAGUUGGCCGCAAAUGAUUCUCUUGGACAAGAGAAAGAAGCAAGACUUGCUGUUGAAAAGGCACAAGCUGGUCUCACAGAAGAGUUAGGAAAAGCACAAGGAGAACUUCAAACGGCUAAUCAGAGGAUACAAUCGGUGAAUGACAUGUACAAACUGUUGCAAGAGUAUAACUCAAGCCUGCAGCUGUAUAACAGCAAGCUACAAGGUGAUCUUGAUGAAGCUCACGAAACUAUAAAACGCGGCGAGAAAGAACGGACUGCCAUUGUCGAAAAUAUUGGCAACUUGAAGGGUCAGUUUUCAGCUUUGCAGGAUCAGCUUGCUGCUUCUAAGGCCUCUCAAGAUGAUAUUAUGAAGCAGAAAGCCGAAUUGGUAAACGAAAUCGCCAGUCUCAAGGUCGAGCUUCAGCAGGCUAAAGAUGACCGUGAUCACCAUUUAACGGAGUUAAAAACCUUACAAACCGAGGCAACCAAGUAUAAUGACUUCAAAGACACCAUAAUCGAGCUUGAGGCUACAUGUUCGUCCCAGGAUACUCAGAUACGAGAGUUGCAAGAUCGGCUAGUAUCUUCUGAUAGGAGACUGCAGAUGUCUGAUCUAACUACCUUUGAGAAAAUGAAUGAGUUUGAAGAACAGAAGCAAACCAUUAUCGACCUGAAAACUCGCGUAGAAGAAGCAGAGCUUAAACUCGUUGAAGGAGAAAAACUACGGAAGAAGUUGCACAAUACUAUUCUUGAAUUGAAAGGCAACAUACGUGUGUUCUGUAGAGUUAGACCUCUAUUGCCGGGAGAGAAUAAUGGUGAUGAGGGAAAAACCAUUUCUUACCCAUCAUCUUUAGAACUACUUGGUCGCGGUAUUGACUUGAUGCAAAACGCGCAAAAGCAUUCUUUCACAUUUGACAAGGUUUUUCUGCCAAAUGCAUCACAAGAAGACGUUUUCAUAGAGAUUUCUCAACUUGUUCAGAGUGCUCUCGAUGGUUACAAGGUGUGCAUUUUUGCAUAUGGACAAACGGGUUCAGGUAAAACUUACACAAUGAUGGGUAGACCAGGAAAUCCCGAAGAAAAAGGACUGAUCCCGCGAUGUUUGGAACAAAUAUUUGAAACGAGACAGUCUCUUCGAUCUCAGGGUUGGAAAUACGAGUUGCAGGUCUCUAUGUUGGAAAUAUACAAUGAAACGAUCCGAGAUCUCUUGUCAACGAAUAAAGAAGCAGUAAGAGCAGACAAUGGCGUCUCUCCACAGAAACAUGCUAUUAAACAUGAUGCUAGUGGGAACACACAUGUCGCUGAGCUUACUAUUUUGGAUGUUAAAAGCUCCCGAGAGGUUUCAUUCCUCUUAGAUCAUGCUGCUCGUAACAGAUCGGUAGGGAAGACUCAGAUGAAUGAGCAAUCGUCAAGAAGCCAUUUUGUUUUCACACUAAGGAUUUCCGGUGUCAACGAGAGCACUGAGCAACAAGUACAAGGGAUCUUGAACCUGAUUGAUCUUGCAGGGAGUGAGCGUUUAUCGAAGAGUGGAUCAACCGGAGAUAGACUUAAAGAAACUCAAGCAAUCAACAAGAGCUUGUCGUCUCUUGGCGAUGUCAUUUUCGCCUUAGCAAAGAAAGAAGAUCAUGUACCAUACCGAAACUCAAAGCUCACUUAUCUUCUCCAGCCUUGCUUAGGCGGUGACUCUAAGACGCUAAUGUUUGUGAACAUUGCACCGGAAUCUUCUUCUACCGGUGAGUCUCUCUGCUCGCUUAGAUUUGCAGCGAGAGUGAACGCUUGUGAGAUUGGAACUCCGCGUAGGCAGACUAACAUCAAGCCAUUGGAUCGUUUGAGCCUUGGAUGAGAGAAAGAGAGAUGAAUUUGAGGUUUGAAGCUUGAAGCUAUAAAGCAUCAUUAUUAAGUUAAUUGUAUGAAUAUUUGUACUUAAAAUAUGGUUCAAGGAUGGGAUGAUUCUAACGGGAAGACCUUUUGUUGUAAUCUGUAUAGUUUUGUUUAGCAUCUUAAAAAAUCUGUUGUUUCUGUAAUUUUUUUUCUUCUUCUGGAUCAGUAGGAUUUUGCUUGUUGAUGUUUGGAUUCAUAUUAAAUUUUCUCUGAGAUUCAAAAUAUUCAUUUCUCU
Eutrema salsugineum is the source of this 2805-nucleotide messenger RNA. Its product is annotated as kinesin-like protein KIN-14N. Gene Ontology annotation, biological process: microtubule-based movement. Bases 271 to 2532 code for a protein of 753 amino acids. Gene Ontology annotation, molecular function: microtubule motor activity; microtubule binding; ATP binding. NCBI's taxonomy places the organism in Eukaryota, Viridiplantae, Streptophyta, Magnoliopsida, Brassicales, Brassicaceae. The transcript is spliced from 17 exons. The record is from RefSeq and is a predicted model, not a curated record.